AUGAAGUGCUUUAUUGGUUUUAUUAUAUGGAUGGGCCUUGACAAAAAACCAUCAUUGAAUGAUUAUUGGUCAAAAAAGCUGUUGUAUAAAAAUUUUGUUAGUAAAUAUAUGUCCAAAAAUAGAUUUAGAGCUAUUCUUUCCAUGUUUCAUUUCUCAGACAAUGAAAAUUCAUCAAAUGUUGACAGACUUUAUAAAAUAAAUCCUUUCUUAGAUAUGAUGAAUAAUAAAUUCCAUAAAAUGUAUGAACCAGAUGAGUCAGUAUGCAUCGCUGAAACAAUGGUACCUUUUAGAGGCAGGUUAAAUUUUCGCCAAUACAUACCUGGAAAAAGGCACAAGUAUGGUAUAAAACUUUUUAAAUUGUGUAUGAAAGGAGGUUACACUUGGCAUAUAAAAAUAUAUGGUGGCAAAGAAAAAGAACCUGGAAAACAAGUUGCUACAAGUGUUGUACUUGAGUUAAUGAAACCAUUAUUAGGGGCUGGCCGAACACUUUAUACUGAUAACUACUAUACAAGUGUUGAUUUAGCACAUAAAUUGUUAGAUAAAAACACACAUUUAAUUGGUACGUUACGCAGGAAUCGGAAAAACAAUCCUAAGCCAGUUUUGAAUUCUAUACUAAAAAAAAAAUGA
Molecule: messenger RNA, 627 nt
Organism: Aphis gossypii (cotton aphid)
Lineage: Eukaryota; Metazoa; Arthropoda; Insecta; Hemiptera; Aphididae
Product: piggyBac transposable element-derived protein 4-like
Exons: 1
Coding region: 1-627 (208 amino acids)
Source: RefSeq, a predicted model, not a curated record